AUGUCUGAGAGUUUCUCCGAACCGUAUGGAAACUCCUGUGAAUCUGAGGAAGGAUGGUUCAAAUUGCCGGAAGGAUGGAAAAUGUAUCGGACCGUCCUAUACAGAAGUUACAAGGACCCAAAGCCUUGCACUAAUUUCGCAAUUUAUGACAUGGACAAUACGCUAAUGAUAACUCCCAGUUACUUUGUAGAAGAACUUAAAAGAGGAGUCCAAAUCCAAAUCUCAAAACCCCUAAUACCCAACGAUUUUGUUUUAUUCGCACCAAACGUCAAGGAAAAACUACAUAAUGAACUUAAACAAGGAAAAGGAAUUUUGAUCAUUUCUAACCAGCGCGGUAUGCUCGAGAACAUUCCUUCUGCAUAUCUAAUUCUAGGUUUGUUUCUUUCCAUUCAAUUUUCUUCAGAACGGAUCGAACUUCUUUUAAGAGAGCCACCCGGGAUGUUACUUUUUUUCGAGAAAAAACUAAAUGGAGGACUACCCGUGGAUAGGGAUAACAGUUUUUUUGUAGGAGAUGCAGCAGGACGUAGAUUAGACUAUAAAUCAUCGUCACUGAUGAUGCGGAAUAUUUUAUCUAUUUUAAAAUCUACAGACUACUCAACACGUAGAUACUAUAAUAUUGAUGAAAAUGGAACCAUUGUUUACAUUAACCCGUACGAAAUAAUCAAGAAAUUAACGAUAUCCAAGAUGAAGAACAGAUUCAGCAAAGAUUUUUCAGAUUGUGACUUCAAAUUCGCCAUUAACAACUCCUUAACUUUCUAUACACCAGAUGAAUACUUUUACGGAGUACCGGAGUAUAACAUAAAGCUGGACUUUGACCCAUUGUUGGUGGGAUCGAAACCCUUUUUCCCUGUUGUCCCAAGCGGCUUGAUUCUUUUGAUUGGGAACUUGUCAUCUGGAAAGACACAUUUUUCAAGAAUUUUUAGGAAUUUCACACCAAUGUCACAGUCUGACUUUGGAAGUACUUUUCACUUUAUGGAAUCCUUGAGGAAAAAGCUGAUAAAACGAGAAAAUGUUGUCAUCGAUGAUAUUAAUAACACCGCCAAUGAACGCGUUCAAUUCGUACACCUGGCCUCAUCUCUGGGAGUGUUGGUCACCUUUGUACACUUGGACCUUUCCCAAAAUCUAGUCAAUCACCUAAACAAAGUUAAAAGGUUGUGCUGUGAUGAAAAAACGAGGGAAUUUUUCCAAGUGCCAGAAGUAAAGGGUACAUUCCAUAGUAAGAGACAGUUGACCAAGUUAAUAGUGGAAAGACCAUCACUCGACGAGGGUCCCAAUAUCAUCUACACCAUCAACGACAUAUCAUUUCCAAUGGAACACAAUGAACUCACACAACUCCACUUGCCAUAA
Messenger RNA from Theileria annulata, 1347 nucleotides. RefSeq names its product polynucleotide kinase 3'-phosphatase-like protein, putative. Gene Ontology annotation, biological process: DNA repair. The record is from RefSeq and is a predicted model, not a curated record. The transcript has 7 exons. Gene Ontology annotation, molecular function: polynucleotide 3'-phosphatase activity; double-stranded DNA binding; ATP-dependent polydeoxyribonucleotide 5'-hydroxyl-kinase activity. Bases 1 to 1347 code for a protein of 448 amino acids. Lineage: Eukaryota; Apicomplexa; Aconoidasida; Piroplasmida; Theileriidae.